AUGUCUAAAGCAGUCGGAAUUGAUUUAGGUACUACAUACUCCUGUGUGGCACACUUUGCCAAUGACAGAGUUGAAAUCAUUGCCAAUGACCAAGGUAACAGAACAACUCCAUCUUUUGUUGCCUUUACUGACACCGAGAGAUUGAUUGGUGAUGCCGCUAAGAACCAAGCUGCUAUGAACCCACAAAACACUGUUUUUGAUGCUAAGCGUUUGAUUGGUAGAAAGUUUAACGACCCUGAAGUGCAAAACGAUGUUAAGCAUUUCCCUUUUAAGGUUAUCGACAAGGGCGGAAAGCCAAACAUUGAAGUUGAAUACAAGGGUGAGACCAAAGUGUUUACCCCAGAAGAAAUCUCUUCAAUGGUUUUGACCAAGAUGAAGGAGACUGCUGAAGGUUUCUUGGGUACCAAGGUCAACGAUGCAGUUGUCACCGUUCCAGCCUACUUUAACGACUCACAAAGACAAGCCACCAAGGAUGCUGGUUUGAUUGCUGGUUUGAAUGUCUUGAGAAUUAUUAACGAGCCAACCGCUGCUGCUAUUGCUUACGGUUUGGACAAGAAGGGAACUAAAGGUGAACACAAUGUCUUGAUCUUUGACUUGGGUGGUGGUACUUUUGAUGUCUCCCUCUUGGCCAUUGAUGAAGGUAUCUUUGAAGUCAAGGCCACUGCUGGUGACACUCACUUGGGUGGUGAAGAUUUCGACAAUAGAUUGGUUAAUUUUUUCAUCCAAGAAUUCAAGAGAAAGAACAAGAAGGAUAUCUCUGGUAACCAAAGAGCCUUGAGAAGAUUGAGAACUGCUUGUGAAAGAGCAAAGAGAACCUUGUCCUCAUCUGCACAAACCUCAAUUGAAAUUGAUUCAUUAUACGAAGGUAUUGACUUUUACACUUCAAUCACCAGAGCCAGAUUCGAAGAAUUGUGUGCUGACUUGUUCAGAUCCACUUUGGACCCAGUUGAAAAAGUUUUGAAGGAUGCCAAGAUUGACAAGUCUCAAGUUGAAGAAAUUGUCCUUGUUGGUGGUUCUACAAGAAUUCCAAAAGUCCAAAAGUUGGUUUCUGACUUUUUCAAUGGAAAAGAAUUGAACAAGUCCAUCAACCCAGAUGAAGCCGUUGCUUAUGGUGCUGCUGUGCAGGCCGCUAUCUUGACUGGUGACACCUCAUCAAAGACCCAAGAUAUCUUGUUGUUAGAUGUUGCUCCAUUGUCAUUGGGUAUUGAGACCGCUGGUGGUAUCAUGACCAAGUUGAUUCCAAGAAAUGCAACUAUUCCAACCAAAAAAUCAGAAACUUUCUCUACUUAUGCUGACAACCAACCAGGUGUCUUGAUUCAAGUGUUUGAAGGUGAAAGAGCCCAAACCAAGGACAACAACUUGUUGGGUAAAUUCGAAUUAUCAGGUAUCCCACCAGCACCAAGAGGUGUUCCACAAAUUGAAGUUACCUUUGACAUUGAUGCCAAUGGUAUCUUGAAUGUCUCUGCUUUGGAGAAGGGUACUGGUAAGACACAAAAGAUUACCAUCACCAACGACAAGGGUAGAUUGUCCAAGGAGGAUAUCGAGAGAAUGGUUAAUGAAGCUGAAAAGUAUAAAGAAGAUGACGAAAAAGAAGCUGCUAGAGUUCAAGCCAAGAACGGUUUGGAAUCAUAUGCCUACUCUUUGAAGAACACCAUCAGCGAUGGUGAGUUGAAGGAUAAGAUUUCAGCCGACGACAAGGAGAAAUUGACCAAGGCCAUUGACGAAACCAUCUCAUGGUUGGACAACUCCUCGGCUGCUUCUACCGAAGAGUACUCUGACAAGCACAAGGAGUUGGAAUCUGUUGCUAACCCAAUCAUUAGUUCCGCAUACCAAGGUGCAGGUGGUGCUCCAGGUGGCGCAGGUGGUUUCCCAGGUGGAGCCCCAGGUGGAGGUGCAGCCCCAGGUGCUGAAUCAAGCGGCCCAACCGUUGAAGAGGUUGAUUAA
This is a messenger RNA of Lodderomyces elongisporus, 1944 nucleotides long. It is a transcript of the gene SSA1, whose product is annotated as Hsp70 ATPase ssa1. The record is from RefSeq and is a predicted model, not a curated record. The transcript has a single exon. Gene Ontology annotation, cellular component: cytosol; nucleus; cytoplasm. The coding region runs from base 1 to 1944 and encodes 647 amino acids. Lineage: Eukaryota; Fungi; Ascomycota; Pichiomycetes; Serinales; Debaryomycetaceae. Gene Ontology annotation, molecular function: ATP-dependent protein folding chaperone; ATP binding. Gene Ontology annotation, biological process: SRP-dependent cotranslational protein targeting to membrane, translocation.